AUGCUCGACCCAUCUUCGCACCUUGCGUCCGCCUCGCCCGCUUCCCCUUCCUCAGCUCUUGUCCAAGGAACUGAGUCUGCGGGUGUAGCCGCAGCCCACUUUACCGUCGCAAACGAACCUCUUGACAAGCUCGUCGACCCAAAGAGCAGCGCACUCCUUGGCUAUCGCAGCAAGCACUCAAGCUCCUCCUGUAAUGUAAGGACUCCGUCGGGAAUCAAAGAGCUACAGUCCCACGGUCUCCGUACUGGCUCCAUCACGUGUGAGCCGGCCUCGCCGGAUCGGCUGCGCGGCCACAUUUGCUCGCUCCUGCCCUAUCGACGGUCCAUCGAUAAAAAGGCAGACAUCAGCGCCGCCCUCGCCCGUUUCACCGCCAUCUUCCAGUACGAACCUGGACUCAAAGCAGACUACCUACGAUUCAAGCGCGCCGUGUCGUCGCAAGCCGACGAGGCUGGAGAACUCGCACGAUCAUCGCCACAGACCGACGCCAUCGCUUCCGACCCAGCCUCGUCAACGACGGCGCGCGCAGAGCCUUCCGAGGUCAGGACUGGAAAGCGCAAGAGGGACUCGUCGCCCCCGCCCUCACCUCCCACAGCAAACGUAUAUGCGACUUUCUCGUACGAGGUGGAAGGAUCGCAGUGGGUGGUCCACUUCACCCACUCGCCCGCUCGCCCCCUUCCGAGCACCGUCUCUAUGCUCUGCAAGGCCGAGACCAGAGGUGCCGCCUCGACCGACUCAGACCGGCAGCAGAGACGCAUUCACAUGGUGGAGAGCACGCUCGAACCGACAUCGUUCAGCUGCGCCGUCUCUGAUUUCGGCACCUGCGAGUACCACUUCCAGGCUGUCGUGGAGGCGCUACUCACCACCCUCAUGCAUUCGCUGCAUGCUACGAUCUCGGCGGCCUGGGAUGCUACAGCCGUCGGUCUAGUCCAUCCGGGAGGCAAAACUCCGAAACACCGGGACGAGACCCAGGGUCCCACCCAUAUCGGAGCCUUGGCCGACGCCCGUGCCGAUACAUACCUGAUGCCCGUCACCGGCAAGGAUCCGACCGACGAGAUGAAGUGGCAGGACAUCUACGCAAUCCUCGAGUUUAAGAACCGAGGACGCCCAGCCCGUGCAAACACGAUACGGAGGGCGAAGGCGGCCAAGUCGAGUCGAGCUGGACCCCCGACCCAGAUAUCACCUGACAACGAUGACGACGACGACGAAGGCGACGGCGGCGACAACGACGAUGUCGGCGCUCCUGGAGCCGAUCAUGAAGAUGCCAAUGUGGUCGGUGCCACCAGAGGCGUCCCUCGCGUUACGGCCAUCGGCAGGCAGCGUGGACCGCAGCCUGCCCUCCGAUCUGGCCAGAACUCCCGCGCGGCGGCGGCCAGCGAGGACGACGUUUCUCAGAUGCUGUCCUACGUCCUCGCCAUCAUCGGAUCGACGCCGGGAUUCGCCGGCGCUUACGGCUUCGUCAUCGAUCGCUGCCGGUUCAAAGCGUUCUACGUCGAUCCUGACCACGUCCACGCGCUCGCCGACUUCAGCAUCGACCGCGAGCCUGAGGCAAUGUUCGACAUGGCCGGACUGAUGCUCGGCAUGUGCAUCGAAGGCUACUCGGGCUUCCAGCGAUACAGGCGCGCCGUCAACAUCGAGGCCGGUCAGACGCUCUACGUGCAGCUAUCUCCCGAGGAGGCGGCUUCGGAGAAGCGUUGGUACGACUCGAUCAAGAUCCGAGAGCAGCCUGAGCUCAUGUUCUGGCAUCGAGGAGAGCUGGUGCACCGCAACACCCAGGUGCUCAAGGCCGAUGUCAAGAUCAACAACGAGGAAGAAUGGCAGACGGUCAUCAUCAAGGUCAGCUUCCUCGCCGAGGGCGAUCGUUACACGGAAGGUCGGGCGCUCCGACGGCUGAACUCGCCGCCCGAGCCUGCCAGCGAUGCGGCAGAGGAUGUCGCCCGGCACGAGGAUGAGAGGGCCAAGCAGGCCGGCUAUCCGCAGCUCGUGACCCAUGGGGGCCUCUUUUUCUCCGUCAAGGAGGCCGACCUGGGUUCGUGGGCUGUUGUUGUGCCCAAGCGCGAACCCACCACGAACAAGAAACCGAUCUCGGAUCGGUUCGGCGAGGGCUUCUUUUCGGUGGACUUCGACAACGGCCUGUUCGCUCGAGCGACCCGUGCCGGCCGGCAGCCUGUCGUGGUGGUGACCAAGUUCCAGGAGUCGUACGAAAUCUCCCGCACCGUGACCUGGCUGCUUCCGGCCGUCAUUGCCGAUGCCAUCGCGGUAUUGCACGUCGUUGGCCGCCGUCGGGGCGUGGCGCACGGCGAUAUCUCGGAUGGCAACCUCCGGUUUGUCAAGCCUCCGCCGAGCGGAUCCAAGACGCCGCAGCCCAUCAAGCCUACCGAUCCGCCCCUUGCCCUGCUAAUUGACCUGGGCGAGGCUUGGAUCGACGGCGUGCAGGGCGAGGGCAAGCAGGAAGAGCGCAAGUCGUUCUCGGGGACGUCGGCGUUCUGGCCACUCAAGAUGCACUCGAACUACUCAAUCCACGAGCAGAUCUCAAAGCUCAGCAGAUCCUCCAAGUACGCGGGCAGAACCGAGAAGCUCAAGGCGCAGCUGAAGCCCCUCGAUGUCAAUGAUGACAUUGAGUCGUGCUUCCUCUUGCUCUGCUACGAGCUGACGAAGAGGCUUGGGCUGGCGCGCUGCGACGAAGGCGGCAAGCUUUGGACGAGCGAGACGGAGCGAUGGGCGAGCAUGAGGUUGCAAGACCGCGGUCGAGAGUUUGGCAGCUCGGAUCGCCGGUUCGCAUACCUGGCCGACGUGUUCUCCGACAAGCGCGGGCUGUCGCAAGGUAUCCGGGCGGCCGAGCAGCAAGCGCCCGACGACGAUGCCGGCAAGGUACUCGACCUCGUGGCCGAAGCGGUGAUGGAAUGCCACGAACUGUGCGGCGAGGGAGGCAAGGCCAUCGAGCGCGAGGCUGAGAGGAUCAUGGCGCGGCUGCGACUGCUGGCAGCGCAGCUGCAAGAGUACCGCGACGUCGACUUGGCCGCAGCCUUUGGACCGCCCAGGACCUGA
Molecule: messenger RNA, 3045 nt
Organism: Pseudozyma flocculosa PF-1
Lineage: Eukaryota; Fungi; Basidiomycota; Ustilaginomycetes; Ustilaginales; Ustilaginaceae
Exons: 1
Coding region: 1-3045 (1014 amino acids)
Source: RefSeq, a predicted model, not a curated record